AUGAACAUUCUACAAUCAACGCACGUAGAAUGCGAGCCCCUCAGAACGCUUCGCUAUCUUGAGUUGGUCAUAUCAAUUUUAAUCCUGGUCGGUCUCUUGAUCUCUUACCUACCGCAGCAUUAUCGAAUCAUCUCGCGAGGUACAGCUGAAGGGAUUUCGCCAUAUUUUGUGCUCCUGGGGACGACUUCGGCCACGUCGGGCUUUGCCAACAUCCUUACCGUGUCCCAGUCCCGUCAAGCUAUCGAGUGUUGCAAAGAGCUGGAAACCUUUCAGUGCGUUUCCGGAUUACUAGGAGUUGCUCAACUUGGCGUGCAAUGGGUCUGCUUCACCCUGAUUCUUGUUCUUUUCCUCAUCUUCUUCCGGUAUCAGGAUGCGAAUGUUCCGUCCGGAGAGCUUGGUGGGGAAUCGCCGAAAUGGCAGACCGCCGUUGGCGUUGGUCUCGCAUGCGCUGUACACGGUCUGAUGGUGGUGAUCCUGAGCGGCGUCUUUACUCUAGCGUUUCCAAACCAUCUGACUGCCUGGGCCAACUUCCUGGGGGUCAUGGCAGCAGCGCUGGCUGCCACGCAGUAUUUCCCGCAGAUUCUGAUGACGUAUCGUCUCAAACAUGUGGGAAGCCUGAGCAUUCCGAUGAUGUGCAUACAAACCCCGGGGGGCUUUUUAUUCGCUGCAAGUCUAUACGCAAGGCUCGGCCCCGAGGGAUGGAGCACAUGGGCAAUCUAUCUCCUGACAGCCGUGAUGCAGGGGUGCGUCCUGUUUCUUGGUGUGUACUACGAGCUUGCCGCUCGCCGGCAGGAACAGCAGCUGGCAGUGCAGAUCGCCGAUGGAUCUCGAGCCCCUUAUGAGUCGUUGGAGGGCUCGGCCGCGCCACGUCGUCCAUUUGCGCCAAGGACCUAUUCAGAAGGCUGGGAACGAGGUCUGCCCGGUCCCUUCACCGGCCAUCCGGAACGCUACGCCGAGACCGAGGAGGACCUCGACGACAUCAGGGAACGGGAGGAGAGGGCCAUUGCGAGAGAAAACCAGCCGCUGCUCCGGCCGGGAGGCAUUGGGAAUCCGAGGAAAAGCUAUCAAACAAACAAAAGAAGCUAG
Messenger RNA from Ustilaginoidea virens, 1086 nucleotides. RefSeq lists its product as uncharacterized. Lineage: Eukaryota; Fungi; Ascomycota; Sordariomycetes; Hypocreales; Clavicipitaceae. The record is from RefSeq and is a predicted model, not a curated record. The transcript has 3 exons. Bases 1 to 1086 code for a protein of 361 amino acids.